Messenger RNA from Symsagittifera roscoffensis, 3909 nucleotides. RefSeq lists its product as uncharacterized. The coding region runs from base 134 to 3568 and encodes 1144 amino acids. The record is from RefSeq and is a predicted model, not a curated record. Gene Ontology annotation, biological process: homophilic cell-cell adhesion; heterophilic cell-cell adhesion. Gene Ontology annotation, molecular function: protein binding. NCBI's taxonomy places the organism in Eukaryota, Metazoa, Xenacoelomorpha, Acoela, Convolutidae. The transcript has 18 exons. Gene Ontology annotation, cellular component: adherens junction.
AGUAUUUUCUCUUUCCGAAAGAAAUUAUUGUUACCUUCUUGAUUCUACGGCAAGGACAGGAUUAUACUUUUCGAUUAAACAAAUCAGAUUCAGUGACCGCUCGUGAAAUUGCGGUUUGCUUAGCUCUUUCAGAAUGUUUUCACAACAAUCAUUUUUAAAAGUUAUUUGGCCUCUCUUUUUAUGGACUUUCAGUGCUUCCGCUCAAAAUAUCGAUUUCUAUGUAACAACUCCGGGCAGCUCAGAAAAAGAAACUGACGCUGACGUAGUGAGCAACGAUGCUUUCAAAAUGAUAUGCAAGUACAAAGCUACGAAUAAGCAGUCAAGAUUAUGCGAAGCACUGUGGAUUUAUGGAUCAGCAGAAAAACGGCUGGCCGAGUUUUACUCCAGGGAUGGUACGGGAAGAAUAGGAGAGUCAUAUGAAGCAAUGGCCAAGACCAGUAUGAAUGUUACUUACGAGAUCAGCUCAGAGGGGACGGAGCUGAGGAUAGAGCUCGACGUGUUCAGGGCCACCAAAAGCCUCUUCGAUUUUCCAUCCUAUUACUGCAGAUGCGUCAAUGUCAACACAGCCCAAGGGCACGUCUCACUUAAAAUCCACGAACCGACAGCUCCAAUCAAAAUGAAGGUGUAUCAAGAGCCUUCACCUCCUUAUUUGGAGGGUCAAAUUGUAAAGCUAAGCUGCUCAUCAGAAGCAUGGCCGUCCACCACAAAGUAUGAGCUAGAAGCCAAUCAGAUCCCCAUAUAUGAAAAAACAGAGAACGAAUCACUAACUGGGAUUGAACAUCAAAUUAAGAUUGACAAUGCUGUCCAUGGAAACAUAGAAUGUGUGGCCACAAACAAAAUAGGAAGCAGUAGGAAACAAUUCGAAGUAACAAUUCAUGCGAAACCUGCCCUAUCCAUGUCACGAAGUCCUCCAAACGACAUCAGAGCGGACACUCGUGUGACAAUAGAGUGUCACUCACUUGUCCAAUCAGCUGCAAUUAAGUCACUUUCACUGCUGCAAAAUGAGAGUGUUGUAACAGAAGUGAGAAAAGAGCCGUUUGAUGUAACUUUUGAGGUUAACUACUCAAGAGCUAUGGCUAGUUCGCUCUUCAAAUGCCUCCUCGUUCCAUUCCAUUACCCCCUCAUGCAGCAAAGUCGGACAGUUGAUUUCAUAUAUGGGCCAAUUGUGUCUGUGACAAGUGACACUGUUCGAGUUAAACAAGUAGAGGAGAGGGACUCCUUCUAUCUAGUCUGUUUGGUGCAAGGAAGCUCAAAACUAAUCACCUCUUUCGCCCAGUCAUGCUCCUGGACAGGACACGGAAUCAGUGCAAACUUGGUCGAGUAUUUUGAAAUUGAGAGCGAAAAACUGCAGCUUAAAGUCAGACUAUAUGCUUCAAUGUUGAGAGUGGGCUUCCACGAAUUCAGAUGUCAGUGCAAUAUUGACCUAGUCCAAUAUCUGACUAACAAUGUUGUCAGAGUACAGAUAUUCAAUACGCAAUCAAUAAAAAUCACGACAUCUUUGUUAAAUGGGUGUUAUACAGAGGAGGAUUUCACAAUUGGCUGUGAAACAGAAGGUGCGCCUGCUGUAUCGGAGGUUUCGUUGACAAAAAACGAAACAGAGUUGAGAUCAUCUCUUGGGCAGCCACUUGAUGUCGAAAUUUUUACACCGGAAAGAAUUUCGGCUCUUGAUGGACAAACUGUGAAUUUCCAGUGUGAAUUAUCGUACAUCUCUGUUGCGACUCCUCGAAAACUGAUUGAUCAAAUAGUUUUGCCCAACUGUGAAAUCAGCAUGGAAGGUCUCCAGCCGUCCUACAACUUCAACAUGGAGGCUCCUCCGAGCUCAUGUUUUCUUAGUGUGCUGAUCAAGGCUACAGGUGUCUUAUCAUUUUACCAAGUCACUUGGACUGUAGAUGAAGUAAUGUUUACGAGGCCAGUCUCGAAACUGUCCGAAAGCCAACUGGCUUCCAACUUCACCUUGGAACACAUCGAUCUCUCCCUUCACGCUACUAAAGUCAUUGUGCAGAUCCAGGCUGAUGGCUUCCCAGUGCAGAAAAGAGAAAGUCUGCUCCUAUUUUUCUUGAAAGCCAACUUCUUCGACUGUUUCGACGUGCAAGCAGCAAUAGGAUCCGAGGCGAAACUGGUUUGGAAAUUUGACGCCUUCCCUCUGCCCACCACGACAGAGAUAGAAGUGGAGAAGGAUGGCAUCUCACUGGACCACACCCAACCCCACUUGGCACACUCUCUGCAGCCAGUGAGUGAGUCAGAGGCCUCCUUCGAACUCCUGGUGCCAGUCAACUCUGAGAGAGAUUACGGCACUUACGUUCUCACAGUGACCAACAAUGCUGGAUCUACCCAAAAAUCUCUGCUUCUCAACUAUACGGUGAAUCCCCUGUUGCCGAUGCUGAUUGACUUCAAGCCCAUAUCUCCUAAGGAGACCCUGGUGGUUUGGCACAUGAGGGAGGAGAAUUUGGGCGGCAGCACAGACUUCUUCCAACUGAAGACAUGGGACACUGACAGUGGAGACCCAGAGCCGCUGGAGGAGAAGAUCCAGUCUUCCUCCAGUGAGGAAGUGAGGGACUACUCGUGGAAGCUGACUGGCUUGCAGAGGGACAGAGUGUACAUCGUGCAACUGAGGUCCUGCAACAACCAAGAACUCUGCAGUCCAUGGUCAGAGGAAAAAGUGCUCAACAUGUCGGACCCUGUGAUGCUGGGGCUACUGGGGGGUGAGCAGCAGGUUGAGUCAGCAAGGGCCUCCGCCGUCCUCAUAUCAUUCUUCGUAGUCAUCGCAGUCUGUGCUCUCCUCCUCACUGCAGCCGCCCUCUUCAUAUCCAGACGCAAGUGCAACGAGAAGAAAAUGAAAGAAGAGCGUUUGGCAUCCAGAAGCGCCGAUGGCUAUGCAUCGAUGCCUUCGCGGACUGUGAUGAGGAUCCCUCCACCCUCUCCUGCCAACACCAGGAGCUACAGCACACUAGACUGGUCCAACACGUAUCGUCCUGUACUUGAAUUCGAAAAUCAGCAUCCGAAGACCCCUGUGCCACCUAAAAAACAAACAGACGCUGAGAUUCAAACACAGAGUGAUCCAGAUCUUCUGGAGCAUAUUAAUCGGGUGAACAAGAAGCCACCACUGGCUUUCCAGAAUUCGAGUCGCAAGCUUUCUGAUGGAAGCAACGGAGGCUCCUCAGUCGGAGAAUACCCGCCCUUCAUGCUGACCACGCCCAGAAAGGGGGGACCUGUGAAUGACCCAAACGGCUUAAUGUACACAUUCAGCCCAAGUGGCAGCUACCCAUUUGACCACAUAGACACCACUGAUGCAGACGAGAGAGUGAUGCAACAGCAGACCCCCAUUAGUCCCCCUCUGGCAGGAGAAGAUGGGGAAGGGGAGGGGGAGGGGGAUGACGAAGGGGACGAGUUGGAGGGAGCACAUCAUCAGGAUGAAUAUGAUGACUCACCAUAUUCUCAUCUUCACCACAGAGUCCAAUCCCAACACCAACCGGAUCACUCAUCCAGAUCACCAUACGCAAACACUUCUCCACGCGGAAUGUUUGCAGCUAAUAACUCGACAACACUGUCCAGAACAGGAAAAAUCUGAUAUCCAAUUUAUGCUUGGCAAAAGGAAGUACGAAGUUCUAUCAACCUAAUGAACAAGGCGGAUAUUGUGGAUUUGGGCAGAAAUAAGCAGAUAUCCCAGAGCAAACAAAGACCAAGAACUGACAUCCGAUAAAUUCUGUUCAUAAAAUGUAUUGCAGAAAGUUCUAUUGCAUAAACUUUUUAUUAAUAUUUUCAAAUUUUGCUCAAAAUUAUAAAUUUGUUGUUGCUCCGCUUCUCAGCAAAUUGAAUCGAUCCAUACUUCAAUUGGUCUGAUUGAAAUAUAUAUAAAAAAGAAACAUCAUCUAAUUGUUCCACAAAACUUAAAUGCCUAAAUUGUUGUUA